GAAAGGUCUCCGCGUUUUACAAAGUACUACAAUUUAUUCUUAUCCACGACUGCAGGAUCGAUCGGAUUGACUCAUCGCUUGAAAAGCACCUCCCCUGGAAUCCAAGAUAUUUUAACCUUGGUGGGUGGCGUUAAGUUAUGUACCAGACGAUGGAGUUGUGAAAAUGUGUUGACAAGAGAAAAAAAAAAAAAUAGCAAACCAAGUUUCAUCGUCGCUCGCUUCGAUCUGUCUUUCUCUCAUCGAUUUGAUAUAGACGAGGGUGGGCCAUCUCUAUCUUGGCAUCGCGUCUCGUCUAGUAGAGACUGGACGCAAUUGGCAAUCAGCCUUUGCCCAUCGCUGCCGAGUAUAAUUGAGAUACUGGUUGAACUGCGUGAGAUAUUUCACUGCAUUGUCGCUAAAUCAUGGAGGCACACGAGGAACUGAUCAAUUGGGCUGAAGCUCAAGGCAUUGUCCUUUCGGGAGUUCGACCAGACAGGAUCCCCGGGCGUGGAAUCGGUAUAAUUGCUAGUAGGAAAGUAAAGGCAGAUGAGACCGUGCUGCGUGUGCCCACAACAGCCCUAAGGACAAAAUUCACUGUCCCAAAUGAGAUAUGCAAGGCCCUUCCCAAGAACAUGACGGUCCACGGCCUCCUGGCAGCUGACCUGGCCCUCGAGGACUCGGGUAAGUAUGACGAGUGGAACGCCGUGCUCCCUACCCCGGAGGACGUUCGGACCAUGCCCUUCACCUGGCCGCCGGCGCUGCAGGCGCUCCUCCCCACGCGCGCGACCGAGCUGCUCGCCAAGCAGGAGGAGAAAUUCGCCAAGGACUGGGAGGCCGUGACGUCGUCGCCGCUCUCGAGAAAGCCGACCAGGGACUCGUACCGGUACGCUUGGCUGCUCGCCAAUACGCGUACCUUUUACUUUGUCUGUCCGCGCACGGAGCGGCUCGGCAAGGAGGACAGGAUGGUGUUGCAGCCUGUGGCGGACCUAUUCAACCACGCCGACGCGGGUUGCGCUGUUGCCUUCAAUGACGAGGACUUCACCAUCAGGGCCGACAGGGACUACGAUGCCGGCGAGGAGGUUCUGAUCUGCUACGGCAACCACAGCAACGAUUUCUUGCUCGCCGAGUACGGCUUCGUGCUCGCCGCUAACCGGUGGGACGAGGUGUGCAUCGACGACGCAAUCCUUCCGCUCCUCACAAAGGCCCAGAGGGAGCUGCUCAAGGAGCGCAACUUUCUGGGAAACUACAUGCUCGACGCCGCCACCGUCUGUUACCGCACAGAGGUGGCGCUGAGGCUGGUCUGCAGCCCCAACGAGGAGUCGUGGCACGCCUUUGUCGACGGCUUCGAGGACGCCUCGGUCAGGGGCAAGGGAGCCGCUGAGAGGAUGCAGAGCAGGGUGGACCGGCUGCUGCUCAAGGCCCUAACGAGGUACCGAGACGAGAUCAUCGAGGAGCGCUGUGAAGCUUUGGAGGAAGAUAAUCACGAUUAUGGGGAUGGAUUGGAGGAGCAGACGGAGCUGUUGUUGAGGAGAUGGAUGCAGAUAUCAAGUCUUGUGAAUAAAGAAAUCAAGCGGCUAGGGGCGAAGCUGGCUUAGGUAGCAGCGUAGGUUCAGAAUGAUAUGAUACCCCAUGAGGAACGGGUCCGAUACAUUUCUAGAAGUGGCCUCAUGUCUGUUGAAGGAUGUGAGAAGUGUUGGGUAGCAGAUAAAAUUAUCACCGG
Pyricularia oryzae 70-15 is the source of this 1699-nucleotide messenger RNA. RefSeq lists its product as uncharacterized. Gene Ontology annotation, molecular function: protein-lysine N-methyltransferase activity; protein binding. The record is from RefSeq and is a predicted model, not a curated record. NCBI's taxonomy places the organism in Eukaryota, Fungi, Ascomycota, Sordariomycetes, Magnaporthales, Pyriculariaceae. Bases 402 to 1574 code for a protein of 390 amino acids. The transcript has 3 exons. Gene Ontology annotation, biological process: peptidyl-lysine monomethylation; peptidyl-lysine trimethylation.